Molecule: messenger RNA, 1253 nt
Organism: Thecamonas trahens ATCC 50062
Lineage: Eukaryota; Apusomonadida; Apusomonadidae
Exons: 2
Coding region: 1-1191 (396 amino acids)
Source: RefSeq, a predicted model, not a curated record
AUGUGCUCACACCCCUCGCAGCUCACGCUUAUCAACAAGAACAGCCGUGGGAGCAUGAACAUGGGUACCUCCACUGUACUUGUGACACUGAGCAUGGUCCUCGUCAUGGCUAGCCUCGCCUCGGGACAUAUCUGUGCUCUGCACCCGGUCCAGCGUGGCGGUGCCAACGUGAGCAUUCCUGGGGAUCCGAGCUGCUACAAGCGGACAGCUCCGUGUGGUGCGACGAGUCAUGGCCCACCUUCGGCUACGUAUGCACCGGGUUCUAUUGUCGAGGUCAACUUCCAGCAGGCGCUCAAUCAUUGGUACUACGAGAAGCCCGGCCAUCUGGAUGUGGCCAUCGCCAGCGGCAACUCGCCGUCAGACUCGGCCUUUACCGUCAUCGGCACCCUGCCUGACUUUCCUGCUCAUGAUCAGGUGUGGCAGACCAACUUUACCAUGUCGGUCACCAUUCCGGCGAGUAUGUCUCCAGGCGCUGCGGUGAUGCGGUUCCGGUAUGUGGCGAACAACCCGGACGAGGCUGUCAAGGGCAAUCCGGACGCCAUCUUCUACAACUGCGCCGAUGUGCUCAUCUCAGCUGCUGCGGGCAAGACCCAGGCCCCGGCUGCUGACGCCCGUCUGGCGGAGCUCCUUGCCGACGGUCAGCCUCUGGCGAGCACCGCGACGCCUACUGGAUGCGAGGCGCCGAAGCAAUUUGAGGGCGUCUCGAUCCAGGCCGAGGGCACCGGCGCCAUUCUCCGCCGCGCCUACGCCUAUGACGCGGUCAACCAGCGGGUCUUUGUCGAUCGCCGCGGCACCAUUGCCUCGGACAGCAACAUUGUGCGUGAGGCAACGUGGACCGACUACCACGCCAUGAAGCAGUGGGUCCUCUUUGAGUACGCCGACUCGACCCCGUCGGUCUGCGAGCUCUACGGACCCGAUGCCUUUUACGCGUGGACAUACGGCGACAAGCCCGAGUCGGCCGGGCAGACGUUUGAGGAGCAGGUUCCGGUCGGCGCCUCGCUCGCCAACGUCUGGUCCAACGGGGUCUUCUGGUGGGCCUCCGAGGCCGAGUCCUGCCUUCCGGUGUGGAAGUACCACCUCAAUGGCGCGAUGGAGCUCUUCACCAACACUUCGAUCGGCAUUGCCGACCCCUCGGUCUUUGACAUCCCGUCCAUCUGCAACGGUCUCGUUCAGAUGAAGCGGUGCUCGUGAGGCCCCGGGUUUCUUCACCCACCUCCCCCUCUCCUACGCCGGUACAAACCCCCGAUUUUCCC